AUGCAGAACUCGGCAGAUGAGGACCUGCAAUCAGAUCUUGCUGCAGCUCGGCAGCACUUGGGUCAAGUAAAGCUCAUGGAAGAAGUAUUUUGGAAACAAAAAUCGCGCAACAACUGGUUGGAGGAAGGAGACAGGAAUACGAAGGAGACAAACUUCUCCCUUGCUAUCCCUCAUCUUCUCUUGGCCCAGGAUAACGAGGAGUUGCUGGCCCCUCCCUCCCUCUCUGAGGUGUUUCAGGUGGUCAAUGGGCUUCCUAAGGAUGGGGCAGCUGGUCCAGACGGGUUCUCAGGGGGAUUCUUUACCACCCGUUGGCCCAUUCUUGGCCCGAAUCUUCAUAAGGCGGUGUUUGCUAAGAUCUUGGCGGCUAGGCUGAGCAUGCUGCUACCUAAGGUUGUAUCGGCUAAGCAAGGUGCCUUCAUCAAAGGUCGUUCUAUUGCAGAAAACAUUGCUCUUGCACAGGAAAUGUUCAGGGAAAUUAAUAGGAAGGUUCAAGGUGGGAAUGUGGUGCUCAAAUUGGAUAUGGAGAAGGCUUAUGAUAAAGUCGACUGGAAGUUCCUUAAACAUGUUCUCAGCAGUUUUCGGUUCAGUAAUAGGUGGAUCAGCUUAAUGGAAUCUUGUUGGAAUAAUUGCUGGUUUUCGUCAGCCCUUCAAGCUCAAGCGCAGUUGCCCCCUUAUCUCCCACCUCCUUUUGCUGAUGACAUCCUCCUAUUUCUGAACGGGGCCAAGGUGUCGCUCCAAGCUGGCUCAAACUUCCUUCAAUCCUUUCAGGAAGCUUCAGAACAAAAGAUUAACUAUUGCAAGAGUUCCUUCUUUUUCUCUUCCAAGUUGUCAUCGGGGAGAGUUAGAAGCAUUGAACGCAUCUUGGGCAUUUCUAGGUCCUUAGCUGGAUCCCGUUACCUAGGAGUGUCGAUCUUUAGAGGAAGAGUGCUUGAUGAUUUGGAGAAGAUGUUUGCCAACUUCUCAGGGUGGGCUGAUGGUAAGAAGAAGCUCCAUUGGGUCAGCUGGAAGAAAGUGGUCAAGCAUUAUAAUGAAGGAGGGCUGGGCAUCAAAUCUCUAAGAGAGGUCUUGAAGAAUCUUCGGUUAAAACUAGCCUGGUCUACUAAGUUUGGCAAUGGGGCUAACCAAUGGCCAGUGUUAAUGAGAUCCCUGCACCCUUCUGACUUCGACUUCUCCUCUUCGGGCCGCGAGUCUCCCCUUCCUUCCCCCCUUUAG
This is a messenger RNA of Magnolia sinica, 1212 nucleotides long. RefSeq lists its product as uncharacterized. Lineage: Eukaryota; Viridiplantae; Streptophyta; Magnoliopsida; Magnoliales; Magnoliaceae. The transcript is spliced from 5 exons. The coding region runs from base 1 to 1212 and encodes 403 amino acids. The record is from RefSeq and is a predicted model, not a curated record.